GAGAUCUCGAACGUUAGGCGACAUAUGAUAUGUCGAUGUCAAUGGCCACCUGUUAUCUCUACUCCCUUCUUAUAUAGAACCUUAAAAAAAAUUCGAAAGUAUCCGACCAUAUGUAUUUGAAGUUGGGACUUGGGUUUGUCUCCAAAGUGGUCCUCCCCGUAUCUUCCGACCUGACUGGUGGUGCGCAGCUAUGCCUACAAGCUGUGCCUCCCCUUCGCCUGCACCGUUCUCCUCUUACUCGUCCGUCCAUCCCCCAACAUCAUCGCUCUACUCUCCAUUGCCCUGGCCUUCAUCCGGGACUUCGUCACCUUCCCGUGACCGCUUCUUUAAUCUCUUGAAGUCAUCCCCAUUGCCAAGGCCUCAGCCGAGCCCUCUCGCCGCUCAUCCGGGCUCUAGCCUCGCUAAGUCCUCCCCCGCCCGAUGCAGUCGCUCUACCUCGCGCCCCGACCCUCAGGCCAACCCACUUUCAGGUGUUUUCUUCACGUUCUUUCAGGAGCUCGGGCUAAGCGAGAAAGAGUCGGUGUUGCUUCUCAACCGGAAUCAAGAACUGAGGCAUGUGCAUGUAGAUUCGUUACGUGCCCGGGUUGAGUCCUUAAGAUCACAGGGAAUCAAUGGACUUGAUAUUUCUUGCUUGGUUUCCAAGUCUCCCGAUGUACUCACAGCAGAUGAGACUGGUUCGCUGUUAUGCGUCAUGAGGGAUGAAUUGGAGGGGAAAAUUAGUCCUGCCCAGCUCAAGAGGCUCUUGAUUUCAACAGACCCCCGGUUCUUGGCAGGCUUCGAACAGAAAGUCAAUCUGCUGUUUCAGUACGGAGUUCCUAAAGAAAAGGUUGUUCACAUCCUCAACAAUGUCAACCUAGCCAAGGCCUUCUGUCUCAAGUCGAUUGGAGAAAUUGACAGACUGAUUGAUUUUCUGAGCGACUAUGGUGGAGUUGAUCUAAUCAUAAGGCGCCCUUUGAUUUUAAAUUAUCAUUUAAAUGAGCAACUAAUCCCGAGAGUUGAAUUUCUCUUGCGACUCAGUGGGGGAGACAGAGAUACCACUGCCUGCGUGAUCCGGAAACUCCCUGCAAUUCUGAGUUACAGUGUAGAGCAUGUGGAGGGCCAUGUGGAGUUCUUCAGAUCUUCUGCAGGACUAAAUGAUUCUGAGAUCUUCAGGAUCAUGCUCGUGUUCCCGAACAUGAUUAGUGCAAGCAAGGACAGGAAGCUGCGCCCCAGGAUCGAUUUUCUCAAGCAGUGUGGCUUGAGUUCCAUUGAGAUAUUUAAGCUCUUGAUUAAAGCCCCGUUGCUUUUAGGUCUCUCUUUUGAGGAUAACCUUGCAUAUAAGCUCGGGUUUUUGGUGAAGAUCGGCUACAAAUUCAGAACAAAGGAAUUGGCAGUGGCAAUGGGGGCAGUGACCCGAACAAGCUCCGAGAACCUUCAGAAGGUGGUCGGGCUUUUCCUUGGUUAUGGGUUCUCUUGCUCAGAUAUUCUUGCUAUGAGCAAGAAGCAUCAUCAGAUACUGCAAUAUAACCCGAGUUCUCUGGAAGAGAAGGUUGAGUACUUAGUCGGGGAGAUGGGCCGUGAAAUUGAGGAGUUACUAACUUUCCCAGCAUUUCUUGGCUACAGGCUCGAUAGUCGGAUUAAGCACCGAUAUGAGGCAAAGAAAGAUAUCAAAGGAGAACGGAUGUCUCUCAACAAGCUUUUAAGUGUCUCAGUUGAGAGGUUUUCUGCGGGAACAGUGAAAAAGAUAAUGAAGAAAUGCUGAAAACAGAUUGACAUUCGACUUGCAAGCUUAAGUUCAUGGUAUACUGUCCGCUAAUCCGAUGGAUUGCAAUUCCUAGGAGAGCUUGGUUUAUCUUUGGAUUCUAAUCACUAUCCGACGGCUCAUGAUUUGACUAAUUCAGUUAUGGUUCAUUCAGUUAACUGAAUGGCGAAACAGGAAAAGUUCAUUACUCAAGUCUUGGAUUUGGGCAAAGAUGACUCCAACUCAAGAGUUUCAGCCAUAAGUCUGAGAUUGACCGAAUCAUGUCUCUUUUCAAUUGUGAGUUUAAUUAAAUUCUUCUCCCGCAGAGAUAUUACAUACAUACAUAUAUAUAUUUAAAUAUUCCCUACAAAGGCCUUCGAAUUCUUCCUUCUUGCAUGGAAAUAGUUCUUAUCAUA
Molecule: messenger RNA, 2136 nt
Organism: Punica granatum (pomegranate)
Lineage: Eukaryota; Viridiplantae; Streptophyta; Magnoliopsida; Myrtales; Lythraceae
Source: RefSeq, a predicted model, not a curated record